AUGUACUUACUAAGCCGCGCACAAGAAUUCUAAGUUUCCACGUGAGCAGUUGCUUCGAAACGUGACGUGAAAAGGUCUAUGCACUGAAACUGAUACUGAUUCGCCAUUACAACUAUCUUGGAAUUCAUCUCAAUUGCUUCUGACAUCCAUGUAUGUAAUAUGAGGGGUUUCGUAGAGUACAAAUGAUGUCCUCUGGCGCUUACGCCAUAACUAUCGUUGUCAGUAGUGGACGCAGGCUGUGGCUGGGAGUCGUUCUCGCGAGUUGUUCUUGCCAUCACGCAGGAAUAAUCUAAGAGAUGAUGUCGCAUCACAGCACCUCUACGCCAAACGGCACAUCUCCUCCUGUGAAGAUUCCGGAAGAUGUUUCUAUAAUUACCAAGCUCGUGUGGGAUUUCUGCGAUCCUGGACCAGGUUUGGUGCCUUCUCAGGUGGAAGCCGCACUCAGAUUACCAGUAAGUAAGACCGAUUCGUCGACUACAGGUGUUGCCUUAGUACCUUUUCCCAGUGAUCGGCACAACCUCCUGUUGCAACCCGGGCAUCUACAACAGGGUGCGCCUUUGGAUGUCGAGACACACGAAGUGGAGUUUGAACAUCCAUUACAACAGCAAGUACUCGAAGCAGCGGAUUUCGGCUUCCUGUGCCGAGUGCAUGUGAAAUGCUUGGUGGAAGUACAGCCAGACGAAAUAACUGGCACGACAGGAGGAGAAGACCCAGAUCAUGGGACAUCAGGAGAGGGACGAUCAGCGAAGCGACACAAAGCCAAUAAUUUCGGUACUAGUUCUGUUAAGGCUCAGCUUUCAAUGGUCAUUGGGGUUGGUCACUGGGAUCGCAGAGAGGCUCUCCUUAGAAAACAGGGCAAAUCACUUGGAGAACAAGUAGAGGGGUAACGGGCCCUUUUCUUUCAGCAUCACUGACCAUUGAGUGCUGAGCUUUAAUUCUGGUUCCUCUUCUACCAAAGCGAAACACAACAACAAGCCCGCUUCGACUAGUUUUCGCUUUACUCUGCCGGAAAUUGCGCAAUUACUGAGAGCCGAGGUAAUAGAAGGGGACGGAGGAACAUCCACUCUAGCAGAGCCCACAAGCACAACGAAAAGGCGCUUUGGCGUGCAUUUUAACGAAUCUUCGACCAGCUCCUCCAGUUCUCGAGUAUCAUCGAGUAAUACACCUAAUUUCCACGCUUCUUCGAGGACGUCAACAGGAGAACGCUACAAUGUCGGCACAGAUCGACGAUACAACGUCACUGUCUACAACAAAAGUCCAUCUUCAAGUCGCAGUGCCAAUACUUCUAUGUCAACUCCUACAACAGCCGCCUCAAAUAUAAGACCAAUCCUUCGACACGCAACGGAGGUAGAAGUUGUUCUUCAUGUAGGAUAUUGGGAUCGUGGUGCGGUGAUGCAGGUCCAUCCAGGAGACAGCAACAUCGAUUGUGCGCCUUUUGGCCAAGUCCUGUCCUCAGGUUGCCACGCUUUUGUCGUGAGUCCCUUCCACCUGCCACUAUUGAAUUCCCACACCGUACAGCCUCCUCUCCAAGUUCAGGUUCGGACGCCUUUGUGCUAUACGGUACUGGGAGCGGGGCAGCGCGAACAGAGUACUGUCGUACGGAAUGUCCUUCAUUACUGGCGAGAGGAAGCAGAAGCAAAUGACGCAACGGCAGCGACACCUGGGACUUUGAAAGGCGUGGGCGAGAACACUUCUGAAGCAAAGGAGGAGGAAAAAACGGGUGAAAUCGACCUAACUGAAUAUUCGAAUCUAGAUUCUUUUGUCCUGCGCCGAGAUCCAGCUGCGAACUUCUAUCUCCUUGUGAGCAACGACAUCCACGUCGAAGAUAUGGUCAUUACAGGAAAAGCAGGGAACAUCAAAGGUUCCUAUGCGGCACAACCUUCACUUGUAGAAGAUGCUGGUGCCGUUGUGCCAGACGCUCCGAUAACGCCUGACACCUCCGACAUCAAGCGCCCACCAUCAGGAGAAAAAUCUACCGAACAAGUGCUCCGAAUUAACAGUAGCGGUAGUGAUAGCGAAGAUGGUGAUUUUCUCACGAUUCGUUGUGUCUUUCCACGCUGCCUAGUCCAGUUUUGGGCUGGAACGGGUACUCCCGGGAUGCUAAGGGAUGUCAGUUACAUCUUUGAUUAUCUGUCGGAACUGAGGCAAGGUCGAGACUGGAACUGCUUUCCGAAUCGCGAACUUCAUCUCGUCUUUCUUCCUCUUUAUGGACAGAUGCUGCUGUAGAAGUAUUUGUGUGGAAUUUCUCAUCCAAAGGAAGGCUCUUCCAAGUAGGAAAAGCUAGAAUAGUGAAAUAGGAUAAUUUUAGGGCAUUAGUGAAGUUCUUUUCAUCGUUACACUAGAAAACCUAUCAAUCUAGCCUCUUCUAAGUUCUACCAAUGCUACCUGGCGAGGUCUACCUGUCGGACAGCGCAGAACUACCACCUGUGCACGGAGAGAACUUCAUUUUUCUCGACUUGGGAUUUGUAGGGACACCGUUGCACGCAGAGACGGCCCUGCGCGCAUACUGCUUGCAAGCCGUGAUCGCUUACUUAAGACAUCAAAAAAGAAUGAUUAAGAUGUUCUGUUUAUCUUUCAUCCAUGUAAAUUCGUUCGUAGAACAUUAUUGAGUCAAACGUAGCGUCUACCUACUCCUCUCUGCUGGUAUUCAAGUGGCCCACAAACGUUGACUCUACUUAGAAGAAGGGAGAUUUUCUCCUACUUUUGAUUCUAAUCUGUACCUACUUGCGACUUUUCCAUCCACACGAGCGCAGCUGGAUUGUUACUGGGCUGACAAGCUACAUCGCAGACAUCAUAGAGCAACGGCAUAUGGGCGACCUGAAAAUGGAAGAGCGGAUCCUCAAUCGAGCGGAUAUGGUUGCCAAAAAUGACCUUACCUCAGACGAACCCUCAAAAACGGUGCUAGCAAAAGCCUCGAUAUCAAUCACAGCCAAUCCACAUCCACCAACGAAGAGAAAAGCAGCUCUCGCCUUCCACGAAAUGUUCAGGACUUAUCCAGAAGUCACACUCGCAGAUCUACUCUCAUUGCUAGAAAGCAGACGCAGUGUAUAAUUAAUAGCGAUAUUUAUAUAUUUGAUAAUUGUUCAAGCUAUUAUAAUUAGUGGUUGUAGUUUCUAUUUUUUGCUUCAAAGUCGAAGGUCAAGGUAGACGAGUACUUCGCGUCUUGGUCUACUUUUGCAACAUUUUAUCAGCACUAGUGAUUGUUUCUUAGAUUUGAUUCAUCAUCAAGCAGAUUCUAGUACCACAUGAAAGAAUGUUGUCCUUUCCACGUCCCCAAAUGAACCACACAACCACCACCACCUCAAACACAGCUGACAAGCGACGAGUUAUUAGAGGCGUUGACUCGCAUGACACAAGGUUGUGAAUCUGCAGUUCAGUGCAGCCCUCUAGACUUCAUGCAGAUGUGGGUGUACGGCGUUUCCCUUCCACGUGUGGACGUUCUCUGGCAUAAGGACAACAAGGAUCCUGCAACUGGUCGAGUCCGCAUUAUCGUGCGACAAAGUCCGGGUUACAAAAUGAUACAAAAUGCCGAACCAGGACCAUCCUCAGGCAGUGCUCCUGCUUUGCCGAAUCUUGAGCAUCUUUUAUCGCACAAGAAUCGCGAGAAACCGUGGUUGCACUUCGUUGGAACAUUGACCUUCGAGAUUUGUGAUGCGAGAGGCGUGCCUAUCAAAGUCGUCGCCGCUAGGUUCACCAAUGGCAGCCAACAGAGUGAUACCAUCGAAGCUGUGGUGGAGUGGGAGUUAGGGGUUGAUCCAGAACCAGCCUACCUAAUCCCGCAACGCCUGUGGACUUUGUGCACACUGAAGAUCUACAAUUUGCCACUUGAGGGUUGGGCGCGCGCAAUGAGUGCUCCAAACUUGAGGAUGCAAAUGCUAUGCGUACGGAGAUUUACGGAGCUGCAGGACUACCGUUUGCUGGCGGAGAUAGUGACCCGUAAAUGGAAUGUUGACAACAGUAGAAACACUGCUGCUGCAAUUGCUUCUAGUCCACCAAAUGGAAAUGCAGCUGCAGGUCUCACUGCUCCAGAAGUAACAACGGGUGCAGCUGCUACACCUACAGGCUUGUCCACACCUGGAAGUGCUGGAGCUGCUGUUGCCAUCCCAAUCAAUGCUAACAGCUCUUCGUCUACUGGCACCACCACUGCAUUUGUACCGUAUUAUUAUUCCGCAGUUCGGUUUGCUGCGGUUCGUGCUUUGUGCGGUGACAAGCGCAUGAUGCUCACUCUGCUGACGCUGACUCGCGAGUACCUCUUUCGCCAACAUCGCGGACCUACAGGGGUAGACAUCAGUUCUUUCCUUAUGACGCAGUAUCUGUUGAAUGAAACGAUGAAGCUGUGCUGGAAAAACAUCAAAGAUAUCAAGAUGGACUUCGAACAGACUGAAGAAUUGCACGCGAAAGUGAGGAAUGAAAGUAACAUUAAUCUUCAAGCAGGACCAGGAGGAGAAAGAGCAAGAGCAGAUAGCACAACUUCUACUAGUACUUUUGGUAGUAGCAACCUUAGUAGUACCUCUGCUCUAGCCAAAAUGAAGAACAAUUCAUUAUCGGUGAUGUUUCUUCGUACUACCCUAGAUAUUUUAAAGGGCGCGGACAACGGGGACAUGAACGCAGAGCUACUUCGAGCCGCUCUUCCAGGUCUAGAAAAGUUACCUUAUUUUUGCCCCUCUUUCGACUUCAGGGAGUGGGUCACGCGUCGCAUUUUCCAUAGAC
This is a messenger RNA of Amoebophrya sp. A25, 4710 nucleotides long. The record is from the annotation of a GenBank genome assembly. Lineage: Eukaryota; Dinophyceae; Syndiniales; Amoebophryaceae.